Molecule: messenger RNA, 1426 nt
Organism: Sander lucioperca (pikeperch)
Lineage: Eukaryota; Metazoa; Chordata; Actinopteri; Perciformes; Percidae
Gene: fhl5
Product: four and a half LIM domains 5
Exons: 6
Coding region: 153-998 (281 amino acids)
Cellular component (GO): nucleus; Z disc
Molecular function (GO): transcription coregulator activity
Source: RefSeq, a predicted model, not a curated record
AAGACCCCCCCUCCCCUAGUGGAUCCCCCUAAUCCUGCCUCACCCCUUUUUCAUCCCUGCCCCAUCCCUGUGCUUGGACCGCUCACUCUCUGCAGCACCCAGCUCCAGCCUUACCCUCGCCCCAUAUCAACUGAGCUAAAAAGAACACAACUAUGUCCACCAACGAGCGUUUCAACUGCCAUUACUGCAAAGACUCCCUGCUGGGGAAGAAGUACAUAAUGAAAGAGGACACGCAGUACUGCACUAAGUGCUAUGAGAACCUGUUCGCUAACUGCUGUAAGAGCUGCUCUUUAGCAAUUGGCUGCAACUGCAAGGACUUGUCCUACAAGGAUCUCCACUGGCAUGAGCAAUGUUUCAAGUGUGCAAAGUGUAGCCGCUCUCUGGUGGAAAAGGCCUUUGCCGCUAAGGAUGAUUUGUUACUUUGCACCGAAUGCUACGCCCACGACUAUUCUUCUAAGUGCACCACCUGCAAGAAAACUGUCAUGCCAGGAUCCCGUAAAAUGGAAUACAAGGGGAACAGCUGGCAUGAGACCUGCUUCCUGUGCCACCGCUGCCAGCAGCCAAUAGGAACCAAGUCCUUCAUCCCCAAAGACACCGGCUACUUUUGCGUGCCCUGCUUUGAGAAGCAGUUUGCCUACCAAUGUUGUGCUUGUAAGAAGGCCAUCACAACAGGUGGAGUGACCUACCAAGACAAGCCCUGGCACCGCGAGUGUUUCCUAUGCAUCGGCUGCAGAAAGCAGCUGUCAGGUCAGCGCUUCACCUCCAGGGAAAACUACCCCUACUGCCUCGAAUGCUUCAGCAACCUAUAUGCAAAGAAGUGUGUGGGCUGCACCAAGCCCAUCACAAGUCUGGCAGGGGCCAAGUACAUCUCUUUUGAGGAGCGCCAGUGGCACAGCGAGUGUUUCACCUGCAUUCAAUGCUCUGUGUCGCUGGUGGGACGCGGCUUCCUCACCCAGCGCGACAACAUCUUGUGCACCGACUGCGGCAGGGAGAAGUGAUCUUUCCAUGAAGGGGUCACAGGUUUAUCCCAAUAAUAAUGAGAGCUCCUGUUCUGAUACAGAUGUUGUGUAUCCAUAAAUAUUUCUUCUUCUUCGCAUGCCUGGUACAUAAACAGAGUCUGAAUGACAAAUACUUAUUUUGGUGUUAUAUAAAUAGUUCUCUCACUUUGCUCACACACACAACAUGUAUCUUUAAAGUUAGGGCGCCAUUGUUCCAUUGUUGAUUAAUGUUUUCUUUGUUGGUUAAAAUGAAAAAUCCCCUUUUUUUAUGAGGGAUGAAAGCGAAAGGUCAAUUAAUGGAUUAAUCGAUGUACAAAUGUUUGUUUCAGCUUUUUAGGAGUUAGGAUUUGACAUUUUUUGUCCUUCAUAACAGUGAACUGUAUAUGUUCCGAUUUUGGACUGUCAUAUUAAAAAAAACAAAGAUGUCA